UUAAUUAAAAAACUCAAUUUUUCGGUAAAAAGAACGCAAUAAUGUCCUACCAGCUGUACCGCAACACCACCCUGGGCAAUACGUUGCAGGAGAGUCUAGACGAGCUGAUCCAGUACGGCCAGAUCACGCCGGGACUGGCCUUCAAGGUGCUCCUCCAGUUCGACAAGAGCAUCAACAAUGCCCUAAACCAGCGCGUAAAGGCGCGCGUCACCUUCAAGGCGGGCAAGCUGAACACCUACCGUUUCUGUGACAAUGUCUGGACGCUGAUGCUGAACGAUGUGGAAUUUCGCGAGGUGCACGAAUUCGUCAAGGUGGACAAGGUGAAGAUUGUGGCCUGCGAUGGCAAGAGCGAGUUCUAGCACUGUCAUUGGCCAGAGAAUAUUUAUAUUUGUAAGAUUUAUAUUUGUUAAGAAUCCUUUACAUCCACCAUUGGUGAAGAGUUGACGACCAUGCAGACCUAUCAAGAGUCCCACCUCGACCCACAAAAGCAACACCAAGAAUUGUCAGAGGGCCUUGGUCGUCGAACUUUAAAAUAAAUAUCGUGAAACUGUUAA
This is a messenger RNA of Drosophila persimilis, 554 nucleotides long. It is a transcript of the gene TfIIA-S, whose product is annotated as transcription initiation factor IIA subunit 2. The transcript has 2 exons. Gene Ontology annotation, molecular function: RNA polymerase II general transcription initiation factor activity; TBP-class protein binding. Lineage: Eukaryota; Metazoa; Arthropoda; Insecta; Diptera; Drosophilidae. Gene Ontology annotation, biological process: RNA polymerase II preinitiation complex assembly; transcription initiation at RNA polymerase II promoter. Bases 42 to 359 code for a protein of 105 amino acids. Gene Ontology annotation, cellular component: transcription factor TFIIA complex. The record is from RefSeq and is a predicted model, not a curated record.